UCACAGCCAGGUAACCCUGGAGUGAAGCAGGUUAGUUAGAAGGGGGCAGAUAAACUCGUCAUUCUAGUGGCUUUAACCCUCACCCUGAGGCGCCUUAGCAACCAGUCAUUGCCUGCAAGCCUCUAAAGCUUGUCUUUGCCUCAUAUGGAGCCCAAAGAAGCCACUGGAAAAGAAAACAUGGUCACCAAGAAAAAGAAUCUGGCCUUCCUGAGGUCCAGACUCUAUAUGUUGGAGAGAAGGAAGACUGACACUGUGGUUGACAGCAGUGUUUCUGGGGACCACUCUGGCACCUUGAGGAGGAGCCAAUCUGACAGGACCGAAUACAACCAGAAAUUACAAGAAAAGAUGACUCCACAGGGUGAGUGUUCUGUAGCUGAGACCUUAACCUCAGAGGAAGAGCAUCAAAUGAAGAGGAUGAUGGCAAAGCGGGAAAAGAUCAUCAAGGAGCUGAUACAGACGGAAAAGGAUUAUCUCAAUGAUCUAGAGCUGUGUGUUAGGGAAGUGAUUCAGCCCCUGAGAAAUAAAAAGAUUGAUAGGCUGGAUGUGGAUAGCUUGUUUAGCAACAUUGAGUCCGUGCAUCAGAUAUCAGCCAAGCUGCUGUCAUUGUUGGAAGAGGCCACAACAGACGUGGAACCGGCCAUGCAAGUAAUUGGAGAAGUAUUCUUGCAGAUUAAAGGGCCACUGGAAGAUAUUUAUAAAAUUUACUGCUAUCAGCAUGAUGAAGCACGUAGUAUACUGGAGUCCUAUGAAAAGGAAGAAGAGCUGAAGGAACAUUUGAGCCACUGUAUCCAGUCCUUAAAGAAAAUAUACAUGCAAGAAGGCAAACCAAACUUACUGGACAUGGGCUCUUUGAUGAUCAAACCAAUUCAACGUGUGAUGAAAUACCCCCUAUUACUGUGCGAACUUCGGAAUUCCACCCCUCCCUCUCACCCAGAUUACAGAGCACUGGAUGAUGCUUUUGCUGCUGUGAAGGACAUUAAUGUUAACAUCAAUGAACUUAAAAGAAGGAAAGAUUUAGUUCUAAAAUACAAGAAGAAUGACGAGGAUGAAUCACUUAAAGACAAAUUGUCUAAACUAAAUAUUCAUUCAAUUAGCAAGAAAUCAAAAAGAGUGACAAAUCAUUUGAAGAUUCUGACCAGAGGAGAAUCACAGGUUAAAGACAAUACCUUUAACAGAGAAGAAAAGCUGUUUAGAGCUUUAGAAAAGACUGUGAGGCUUUGUGUGAAGAACAUUUCACUCUGUCUUCAACACAUACAGGAUGCCAUGCCCCUGGCUCUGCAGAGUGUAAUGGACCUUCAGGAGAUUUCAUACAACAAAGACGAUGAGAUGGGCUAUUCUGAGACCCUAAGUAAUGCCUUAAAUUCGUGUCAUGACUUUGCAUCUCACUUACAGAGACUCAUCCUGACGCCCUUGUCAGCCCUGCUGUCCUUAUUCCCAGGGCCUCACAAGCUCAUCCAGAAACGCUAUGACAAACUGCUGGAUUGCAACAGCUACCUGCAGCGAUCAGCAGGAGAGGAGUCAGACUUGGCCAAAAAGGAGUAUGAAGCCCUCAAUGCCCAGCUUGUGGAGGAGCUCCAGGCGUUCAACCAGGCUGCUCGGAAGAUUCUGUUGAACUGUCUGUGCAGCUUUAUCACCCUCCUUAGGGACCUGAUGCUCAUGGCACAGCAGGCUUACUCCACACUUGUGCCGGUGCCACUGUUGGUUUCAAGCAUUUCUGAGAUUCAGAAUCAAGUACUAGAAGAGGUCCAAAAUUUGAAUUGUGUGAAAGAAAACAGUGCCACCUUUAUUGAGAGGAAACUCAGUUUUGAAAAGAAGAAGCCUGUGCAGAUUCUGCCAGAAAUGCCACGUCAAACUGAUAUUCAUCGCUCCAAACUUCUAUCCACAUAUAGUGCAGAGGAACUCUAUCAAGCUAAGCGCAAGUGCAAUGCUACACAAGAAUAUGACAUCAAUCUUCUGGAAGGAGAGUUGGUGGCUGUGAUAGAACAGAAAGAUCCACUGGGGAGUACAAGCAGGUGGCUUGUGGACACAGGAAAUGUGAAAGGAUAUGUUUAUUCCUCCUUCCUAAAACCCUACAAUCCAGCAAAAAUGCAGAAAGUGGAUACUGAGAACAGGUUCUGUGAUGAUGAUUUUGAGAACAUCAGCCUCUUUGUGUCUUCUCGGCCAGCUAGUGACAGUGUCACAGGCACCUCAGAAAGCAGCAUUGGUGAUAGCAGCUCAUCUCUUAGUGGCACAUGUGGAAAGUUUGAAACAAAUGGUACUGAUGUUGACAGUUUUCAAGAAGUAGACGAACAGAUUUUCUAUGCAGUUCAUGCUUUUCAAGCACGGAGUGACCAUGAACUCAGCCUUCAGGAAUAUCAGAGAGUUCAUAUACUUAGGUUUUGUGACCUAAGUGGCAAUAAAGAGUGGUGGUUAGCUGAAGCUCAAGGGCAGAAAGGAUAUGUGCCCGCUAACUACCUUGGAAAGAUGACUUAUGCUUAA
Mandrillus leucophaeus (drill) is the source of this 2478-nucleotide messenger RNA. It is a transcript of the gene ARHGEF38, whose product is annotated as Rho guanine nucleotide exchange factor (GEF) 38. Gene Ontology annotation, molecular function: guanyl-nucleotide exchange factor activity; protein binding. NCBI's taxonomy places the organism in Eukaryota, Metazoa, Chordata, Mammalia, Primates, Cercopithecidae. Gene Ontology annotation, cellular component: cytoplasm. The transcript is spliced from 14 exons. The coding region runs from base 145 to 2478 and encodes 777 amino acids. The record is from RefSeq and is a predicted model, not a curated record.